UCCUCAAAGUCAUCUCCCUUUCUUUUGUCUCUCUCUCUCUCUCUCUCUCUCUCCCUCUCUCUCUCUCAAUUACCUGCGCUUUUGCCCAGUGCUAUUAUACCUUCCCUUCUUCUCUUGCUUAAAUCAAGGCCUACCUUCUUUUCUUCAUUUUCCAGAUGAGAUUGAUCACUGCUUGAUUUUUAGUUCAAAUGAUUUUAUUAUUUUCUGUCUUUUUACUUAUCUUGCAAACUUCCCAUUGAUUUCCCUUUUAGCCCCCUCAAUUUUGAAUAUAGAAUCAUACUAUUAAUUGCAAGAAUGGCUGCCCCGCCUAGUAGCCGCUUGCAGGGUAUGUUGCAGGCCGCGGUGCAAUCGGUUCAGUGGACUUACAGUCUCUUCUGGCAAUUUUGUCCCCAGCAAGGGAUCUUAGUGUGGGGAGAUGGGUAUUACAAUGGAGCAAUCAAGACUAGAAAGACAGUGCAACCAAUGGAGGUUAGUGCCGAGGAGGCUUCUUUGCAAAGGAGCCAGCAGCUUAGAGAGCUUUACGAGUCAUUGUCAGCAGGAGAGACGAACCAGCCAGCAAGGAGGCCUUGUGCAGCGUUGUCCCCGGAGGACUUAACGGAGUCUGAGUGGUUUUAUUUGAUGUGUGUGUCCUUCUCUUUUCCUCCUGGUGUGGGGUUACCGGGAAAGGCAUAUGCACGACGGCAGCAUGUGUGGCUCACCGGUGCAAAUGAGAUUGACAGCAAAACUUUUUCUAGGGCUAUUCUUGCCAAGAGUGCCCGUAUACAGACUGUAGUAUGCAUCCCCCUUCUUGAUGGUGUCGUGGAGCUCGGAACAACUGAGAAGGUUCAAGAGGACCUUGGAUUUGUCCAACAAGUGAAGGGCUUCUUCAUUGACCACCACCAUCCCCCUCUUCCCCCACCACCAAAACCGGCUCUCUCGGAACACUCAACUUCCAACCCCGCCACCUCAUCAGAUCAACCCCACUUCCACCCCCCCAUCCCUUCCAUAUACGGCGCCACAGACCCUCGUACGAAUGAUAAACAAGACGAAGACGAUGAGGAGGAGGAGGAAGAAGAAGAUGACGAAGAAGAGGAAGACGGGUCUGACUCAGAAGCCGAAACAGGUCGAAACACUCGCUCUGUCGCUAUGCAAGCACAAAACGCCGAAACCGUAACAACAGCAGAGCCAAGCGAACUGAUGCAACUGGAGAUGUCCGAGGAUAUUAGGCUUGGAUCACCAGACGAUGGGUCAAAUAAUUUGGAGUCAGAUUUCCAUUUAAUCGGUUCAGAGAAUCCGGCGGUUCAUCAGAAUCGAGGUGACUCAUUUAGAGCAGAGUCGGCUCGGAGGUGGGAGAUGGUGCAAGACCCGCUGAGUAGUAGCCUUCAAGCAGCACCUUCCGCAGGACCACCUCCACACCAAGGGAUGCCGCAGGAAGACACUCACUACUCCCAAACUGUCUCCGCCAUUCUCCAGAGCCAGCGCAUCCGGUGGGCUGAAUCAUCCUCCGCCGCUUACCUCUCAUACUCCAAUCAAUCAGCAUUCACUAAGUGGACAAACCGCUGCUCCGAUCACGUCCUCCACUUUUCCGUCGAGGGCACAUCCCAGUGGUUCCUCAAGUACAUUCUCUUCAGCGUACCCUACCUCCACCACAAAUACCGCGAAGAGAAUUCACCCAAGUCACGUGAUGGCGACUCCGCUAAUCGCUUCCGCAAGGGCGGCGCCCCUCAGGAUGAGCUCAGUGCCAACCACGUGCUCGCCGAGCGCCGACGUCGAGAGAAGCUGAACGAGAGGUUUAUAAUACUAAGGUCGCUAGUGCCGUUCGUCACCAAAAUGGACAAGGCAUCAAUAUUAGGGGACACCAUCGAGUACGUGAAGCAACUCCGUAAAAAGAUUCAGGAAUUGGAGGCGCGUAACCGACAUAUGGAGAUUGAGCAACGGUCAAGAUUGGCAGAACCACCACGGAGAACGUCUAGCUUGAAAGAACAAAGAAGCACGGUCACCGUGACGGAUAGGGCUAGGAAUGGUCCAGGAUCAGAUAAGAGGAAAUUAAGGAUAGUGGAGGUUAGUGGUGGCUGCGCGAAGCCUAAGACGGUGGAGACAUCGGCGUUGAUGGAGGCAGAGACCAAUGUAGAAGUGUCGAUAAUAGAGUGCGAUGCGUUGCUAGAGAUACAAUGUGGGUACAGAGAGGGACUGUUACUUGAUAUAAUGCAAAUGCUUAGGGAGCUUCGGAUAGAAACCACGGCUGUUCAGUCAUCUUUGAAUAAUGGGGUGUUUGUGGCUGAAUUGAGGGCUAAGGUAAAGGACAAUGUUGCUGGAAAGAAGGUAAGCAUUGUAGAGGUAAAGAGGGCAAUACGUCAGAUAAUUCCCCAUGACUGAUUUUUCUCUAUUUUGGGACUAGCUUAGAGUAAUUAAUAAUUUUACGUGCUGACUCUUAGUGAUGAUCAUAAUCUCACGUAGCCAAUGUACAAUUUUAGUAUCAUAUUAUUGUAGAGUUGAGGCCAAAUGGUCAUCUGUGAAAUGUAAUCUAUAUUGUAUAACAUGUAUCCAUGAAAAAUGCAAGAUUAUUUUUGCUGCUCCA
Molecule: messenger RNA, 2557 nt
Organism: Hevea brasiliensis (rubber tree)
Lineage: Eukaryota; Viridiplantae; Streptophyta; Magnoliopsida; Malpighiales; Euphorbiaceae
Product: transcription factor BHLH42
Exons: 7
Coding region: 295-2355 (686 amino acids)
Molecular function (GO): protein dimerization activity
Source: RefSeq, a predicted model, not a curated record